AAAAAAAAAAAAAAAAAAGAAAGUAAGUCAUGGCGGAGGAAAUCCUUUUGCACGAGUGGACUUCUUUCCAGGAUCCCUUUCAAGGGCGCCUGCUGGAGUUUAUAAUGCCGCAGGCGUGUUCCGAAGCCUUUUUCCUGCGCUCCGACUUUGCCGACGGGCCGUGUAUGAAGACGCUGCUGAGCAAAGGCUUGGGGACCGUCAUUAUCCUGGGAUCUAUGUUGGCUGCCUCAGAUCGUCAAGCUGCUGGCCGCCAAGAGCGCCGAGGGCGUGAGCUUCCCGUCGCUGCUCGGCGAGCUGCUCGCCAUCACGGGCUCGCUGGCGUACGCCGUCGCCCACGGCUUCCCCUUCAGGUGCGUCCCGGGCUGACGGCGGCUCCCGCGCGACGCCGACUGACUGCGGCGUGCCUCCCGGCAGCGCCUGGGGCGAGGCGCUCUUCGUCCUGCUGCAGACGCUCGCCGUCGGCUUCCUGGUUCUGCGCUUCCGAGGGAGGACCGGCGCAGGUGCGCUGUUUCUGCUGGUCUACACGGGCGUGCUGCUCGUCCUGCUGUCCCCGCCGGUCCCCUUGUCGGCGCUCGCCGCCCUGCAGGCCUCCAACAUGCCCGCCGUCAUCGUCAGCAGGGUCAUCCAGGCGGCCACCAACCUUCGCAACGGGCACACGGGCCAGUUGUCCGCUCUCACCGUCGCCAUAUUGUUCGCCGGGUCGCUCGCGCGCAUCUUCACCUCGGUGCAGGAAACGGGCGACACGCUGCUGGUGGUCACGUACGUGGUGUCGGUGGCUUGCAACGGCCUCAUCGCGGCGCAGGUGCUCUACUACCGGAAGCCGACCAAAAACUUCCUGCGCCGCCAGACGCACCAGCGGAUUUGCUCGUCCUAGCGCCCGAGACCAGGACUGCCCCCCCCCCCCACACACACACCACCUCCUCGCAGGCAGCAGGUAGGGGGGGGGGGGGGGGGGGGGCUUGCGGCGGGCGACCACGUCGGGUUGUUUCCGGCAUCAAAAAUGUAAUACGGUUGAUCACCGGUACAUUGUUUUGUUCUGAUUAAUAAUUUAAAUUUGUACUUAUUUGAAUGCGAUUAUCAAAAUAUCUAUUUGUUCAUAAAAAAGUUUUUAUUUUAAUUACAAUGACAAUGUUUUGAAACGUUAACUUAAACGUAAACAGAAAUGAAACAUUGUAAAUAAGUUUAAAAACGUGCUUUACACCCAUUUGA
This is a messenger RNA of Syngnathoides biaculeatus (alligator pipefish), 1209 nucleotides long. RefSeq names its product mannose-P-dolichol utilization defect 1 protein-like. The record is from RefSeq and is a predicted model, not a curated record. The transcript has 6 exons. Gene Ontology annotation, biological process: oligosaccharide biosynthetic process. The coding region runs from base 30 to 938 and encodes 302 amino acids. NCBI's taxonomy places the organism in Eukaryota, Metazoa, Chordata, Actinopteri, Syngnathiformes, Syngnathidae.